CAUCUUCAUGUGUGGUUACCGCCCUUCGGAGGAGAAAGUGUGGGGCAGGGAGCUGGCCAGGAAAUAUGAUUAUAAUUUAGCUGUAAGGCGGAGAACUGUAGACGCGAUUGGCAUACGAACAUAGAUAGCUUAUGCACCUGGAAUCAUCUGGAAACCAUACUUUUGGGAGUGUUUGACACAGCCUGGCUGGACACCAGGAUCUUGGAGAAGACGCCUCAGGCUGAAAGACUACCCCCGUCGCCAUGACGCUGCCGUUUAAGAAAGAACUGGAGAAGUACAAAAACAUGGACGAGGAGGAGAUCCUCAACAACCUGUCGGCUGAGGAGCUGAGACAACUGGAACACGCCCUGGAGGAACUGGACCCAGAGAAUGCACUGCUGCCAGCUGGCCUGCGGCAGAAGGAUCAGACCGAGAAGGGUGCCACCGGCCCCUUCGACAGAGAGAGGCUCCUCAAGUACCUGGAGAAGGAGGCGCUGGAGCACAAGGACCGCGAGGAUGUGGUGCCCUUCACCGGGGAGCGCAAAGGGAAAGCGUGGGUGCCCAAAGAGAAGCCAAUGGAAACACAGCAGGAGGAAGUGACGACCCUUGACCCGGAACUAGAAGAAGCCCUCUCCAGUGCCACUGACACAGAGCUCUGUGACCUGGCAGCUAUCCUUGGUGUACAUACGCUGGUGACCAGCACACAGACCAUCGAGGGCCCUGGCAAACAAGGCUAUACCAACGUGGUGAAAGGGGAGAAGGUGAAGCCGGUCUUCGACGAGCCGCCAAACCCCACCAACGUAGAGGAGACCCUGCGGAGGAUAAAGGCCAAUGACGCCACCCUGGUGGAGGUCAACCUCAACAACAUCAAGAACAUCCCCAUCCCCACGCUGAAGGACUUUGCCAAGGCCAUGGAAAAGAACACGCACGUGAAGAAGUUCAGCCUGGCUGCCACACGGAGCAACGACCCCAUCGCCGUGGUGUUUGCAGACAUGCUCAGGGAGAACAGCAGCCUGAGGAGCCUGAACCUGGAGAGCAACUUCAUCACCAGCACCGGCAUCCAGGCCCUGGUGGGGGCGCUGCGGGACAACGACACGCUGACCGAGGUCAAGAUCGACAACCAGCGGCAGCAGCUGGGCACCACAGUGGAGAUGGAGAUGGCUAAGAUGCUGGAGGAAAACCGCAGCAUCCUGAAGUUCGGAUACCACUUCACUCAGCAGGGCCCGCGAUCGCGAGCCGCCGCCGCCAUCACCAAGAACAACGACCUGGUGCGGCAAAGGCGAGUGGAAGGAGAUGCGUAACCCCACAGCUCUCCCAUACCGCACCUGAACCACGCCCUACCGCACCUGAACCACGCCCAACCACACCCCACCACGCCAUGCUGCAACACGUGGAAAUACUUCAGCUGAACUGCUUUAUGUGCCAAACCGUGGGGUAGGGCCGGGUGUGACAUCAUCAACCUAUCUGAAGAAGGGAAAUGACUGGAAGCCCUCUACCAUGUUGUUGUUGGUGUUGUUAUUAUUAUUAUUAUUGUUAUUAUUAUUAUCACCAUCAAUUUUGGUAAAUAUUUUAGCCUAAUAAUUCCAUUUGAGUUGCUUUUUUCUGUGCUUAGAUGCAGACUUUGUUGAAUAUUUUUUACUGACAGGAUGAAGAGAAAGCAGACAUAACCAUAAAGUACUCUGAGAGCAGGAAUGUUCUACAGUUGCGUAUUCGUUUCCAUUCCCGCAUGGGGAGAAUCGAUUCAUGAAGGGUUGGAUUUAAAUGCCAUUAGACUCCAGUAGGCUGAAACGGUCAGUAUAGAGCAGCUGAGGUUCUGAACUUGUGUUCAAUUACGUGGGGUCGAUACCUUUUUCAUUCAAAGCACUUUUCCCUCUCUGUACACUGUAAAAUGCAUUGUACUUGAAAUGGUCUAUUCUUCACCUGAAGUUGUUUAUUUUUAUUGUUGUUUUACGGGGGUCAUAGCAAGAGUUUCUAAUACACUGCAAUGUCUGGAGGCCUGUGAGGUGAUGUGUGUGUUUUGGAAAGUGCAGCGUUGGAUUUGUGAGGGAUAGUGUCAGGUGGGUAAAAUGUGAUUUUUUGCUGUCCGUCUUGUAGUCUUCCUGUUAUGUUGGGGAUUGUACCUCACAGUCUAUAUGCUGUCUACUUGUUUUUAUUAAGCAAUGAGCAGUAUGUGAAACAGUAUCCUCCAUGCUAACCACAUUGUGGAAGUGUCGUAAGACGUUCCGCCCAUGUGGCCAUGCUCACGUGUUUUUUGACGUCGAAGGAAAAUGUCUGCAGAACCGCGCCUUGUUUUUAAAGCAAAGCUGCACAUCAUAUGGGACCAGAAUGGUUGUUUACUUCUGAAAAGUAUGCUCUCGAAUAUACUCUGAAAACCCCGGGAUAUGAAGUAUCUGGGAUUGUAAGUACACUACAAUGAGAGGAGAUUUCAACUACUUAACUCUCUCCUGCAGUGUACUAGACAAGCCUACUCAGUGGUAAUGCUGCUGUUUGCUUUUUUUCUAAUUGGUCCUGCGCUAAACUCUGCUAACCGUGCUAACCUCUGCUUCAGUGACGCCCGUGCUAAUAUCAUGCCAAAGAAUAAUGUAUAUCUUUUUCCACUGUGGAGAAUUUUAGUGGCUGAAAUGCAUAUUUCCAUCAUCGGUCAUGUAUUAAAAGCAUGUAGUUCUUUCCCCUCCUUUAAAAGGUAUUUACAUUUAUGGUUACGGUUUCUUUUGUUUAAUUCUGGGGAAAUGCUGUGAAAUUGCCUUCCUGAAACCACUGCAGUUUUAGACGUUUGUUUUAUAUCCAGGUAUCCAUUUGAAGUAGCGAUGCAAACGUAAUGCCAUUGUCCAGAAGAACCGCUUUCACACGCAACUUCAGUUUUUUUUCCCCCAGCAGUGGUGACUGAACAUGGCGUGUACUGCUAGCUGGAGAUGCACAGAAGGGUGAGAUUGAUUGAUGUCACGAGUGCGGAUUUUAAGAUGCCAUGCAUGCUGUCUGUGGCACAGUGAACUGGAUUGUACAGGGGAAUGGGAGCAUGCUUUUAUCAUCUCUGCUGUCACCCGUUAACUGUUUUUUUUUUACUAUUUCUGUAAGAUAACUGUAAUAAAAACACAAGUGAAACAACAAAAGACACUUUUUUUUCUCAAUGAUACUUGCAAAACAUUUUCAUUUUAAAUGUACAUUCCUAGCUAUUGCAUUUUUCCCAAUUUCUGGUCAGUGGAACAUGCCAUGGCUUUUAUUAUAUUCAUUUUUAACAUUAGGUGCAGGGCAGAACAUUUGGGUACUGUACAAGCCUGUUAUACAGUUUCUAAUUGUUUUCUUUUUUUAUAUUGGUGAGGCAAACGGACUACAUGGAAUAUAGACUGUAUUUAUAUGUGUAUGGAUGUGGCUUGGCUGUUUUUUGAAUAAUCUGAAAUUAUGAUGUAUUAUGGAUGUCCAUCUUACUCGCUGCAUUCAUUCCGAUUAUUUUUUUCAUGUGAAUCACUGUGCAAGUUAGACUGCUGAAAUCUUUAACCUUAAUAUGAUGGCUCUGGACACCACAAGAGGAAAUGCAUCACACUGUUGUCAUUAUUAUUAGUAGGAUUAUUACUACACAACAUUGGUGGCAUUGUAUAGUUCAAAAUGUACUCAACAAUAAAUGUUUUUACAAAGUA
Conger conger (European conger) is the source of this 3614-nucleotide messenger RNA. Its product is annotated as tropomodulin-3-like. Gene Ontology annotation, biological process: muscle contraction; myofibril assembly; pointed-end actin filament capping. Gene Ontology annotation, cellular component: striated muscle thin filament; myofibril. The transcript is spliced from 10 exons. NCBI's taxonomy places the organism in Eukaryota, Metazoa, Chordata, Actinopteri, Anguilliformes, Congridae. The coding region runs from base 243 to 1280 and encodes 345 amino acids. The record is from RefSeq and is a predicted model, not a curated record. Gene Ontology annotation, molecular function: tropomyosin binding.